This is a messenger RNA of Gymnogyps californianus (California condor), 2613 nucleotides long. RefSeq names its product phosphatidylinositol transfer protein alpha (gene PITPNA). The record is from RefSeq and is a predicted model, not a curated record. Gene Ontology annotation, biological process: phospholipid transport. Gene Ontology annotation, molecular function: phosphatidylcholine intramembrane carrier activity; phosphatidylinositol transfer activity; phosphatidylcholine binding. The coding region runs from base 54 to 869 and encodes 271 amino acids. Gene Ontology annotation, cellular component: cytoplasm. The transcript is spliced from 12 exons. Lineage: Eukaryota; Metazoa; Chordata; Aves; Accipitriformes; Cathartidae.
CCUGUCACCUUCAGCGGGGCCGGCCCGGGCGGGAGACGCGCGGCGGCGCCGCCAUGGUGCUCAUCAAGGAAUACCGCGUUAUCCUGCCUGUGUCUGUGGAGGAGUAUCAAGUGGGACAGCUGUAUUCUGUGGCAGAAGCCAGUAAAAAUGAAACUGGUGGAGGUGAAGGAGUGGAGGUCCUGGUGAAUGAACCCUAUGAAAGAGAUGGAGAGCGUGGGCAGUACACACACAAGAUCUACCACUUACAGAGCAAAGUGCCAACAUUUGUGAGAAUGCUGGCCCCUGAAGGAGCUCUGAAUAUACAUGAAAAAGCAUGGAAUGCCUAUCCCUACUGCAGAACUGUUAUAACUAAUGAGUAUAUGAAGGAUGACUUCCUGAUCAAAAUUGAAACUUGGCAUAAAUCAGAUCUUGGAACACAAGAGAAUGUUCAUAAACUGGAGCCAGAUGUGUGGAAGAAUGUAGAAGCUAUUUAUAUAGACAUUGCUGAUCGGAGUCAAGUACUUCCCAAGGAUUACAAGGCAGAAGAAGAUCCAGCAAAAUUUAAAUCUGUCAAGACUGGACGUGGACCUCUGGGUCCCAACUGGAAGAAGGAGCUGGGGAAACAGACAGAUUGUCCAUACAUGUGUGCUUACAAACUGGUAACAGUCAAGUUCAAGUGGUGGGGUCUGCAAAAUAAAGUUGAGAACUUUAUACAGAAGCAAGAAAAGCGUCUCUUCACAAACUUCCAUCGGCAGCUUUUUUGCUGGCUUGAUAAGUGGGUUGAUCUGACUAUGGAGGACAUUCGUAGGAUGGAGGAGGAGACCAAGAGACAGCUGGAUGAGAUGAGAGAAAAAGAUCCAGUGAAAGGAAUGACGGCUGCAGAUGACUAACGUGACUUCUUCCUUGUGCACUUUUGCAAGACAGUCGUCAGGAAGGCCCGGGGAAUCCACACUCUUGACUGACGGACCAUCUCUGGAUCAAGCCUUUCUAUAUCCAAUCGGCAGGCGAUUUUAAAUCUCCCAUAGCUAAUUCUAGAUGCCCCUUAAUAUUGUGAGCAAAUAGACCGUCUGGUACUAAGCACUCCAAUGUUAGCACGUAUACGAAGGAGGUAGCUCCUUGGAGACGUGUGACUUAGAGAUCGCUGUAUUUACGAUUCCUCCCUCCUUUUUUUUCAUUGUGUUCAGACCAAUUUCGAUGUGGCCCUGUUUGAUUUCCAGGUGACAUUUUUAGCUAAAAUAGUCUUGUGAUGUGGUGACUUAGAUUUUUUUUUUCUUUUUCUUUUUUUUUUUUUUCCAAGUGGGAUAAACUGCCACCUUUGUUCCUGCCCAGCCCUACACCAUUCUUUGAAUGUCUAUUUGGAGAGGGAAACUGUCAGUAUUUUAGAGUGCAAAACUAUUCCACAAAAUGCUAUGCUCUGACCCUUGCUCCCAGGGUAAGAAAUUUAAUAGCAUGUAAUCUGAAUACAUAAUCAGGAGUAGCCAGAUAUAGUUCUUGGUCUGCGAUGAAUCGUGAUACGUGGCUUCUGCACGGCGUUACUUUGUUCUGUCUUAGCAUACAUGAAUUAAAGACUGCACAGAAGCUGCAUUCAGCGUCCCCAUGCUAGGGCCUUCAGCACAUAACUGUUGAGUUUCAAUUUAGUGGUACAUGGUGCCCGUGGCCCAUGUAGCUGUGUUGUCCUUCAGCUGUGUGUGUCAGUCUUUCAAAAUCAUAAUGAAAAGUUGCUUGACAUAUGUUGCAACUUCCUGGUUCUUUAUUUACUAAGACUUCCCAUAACUUACAAAGCUAAAAUUAUUUUGACUAAUAAUAAUGUGAUUCUCCCUGGACAAAUUGGGAUGUAGCAAAAGCUGGCGUACAAGUGAAGUCUUGGUAUCUGAUUACAUCCAGGUGCCUGGGUCGGUGGUUCUGCUCAGCAAUAAUAUUCUUCCCAUUGCAAGACUGACUAAAAUAUCUCCUUUCAUGCUAUAAAAAAGCAACUUAUAAAGACCUGCAGUUGUUUUCUAGGAUAUCUGUCAGUUACUAUAAAUCACAAAGGAUACUGUUAAACGAUGUAAAGAGCUCUGGUUAUUCAAUGAACUCAAAUACUUGCUGUAACUAUCCUUAUGUUGAUAUCAGCUUUAGACAAUCAAAUAAGCAGAACAGAAUCAAAGAAAUGCUGCUUUAUUAAAUACAUAUGAGAAAAAAAAAAUUUCUUUGCUUAUGCCUAAGGCCCAAUGUUUGAUUUUUCUUUUUUUUUUCCUAGUAGUAAUCACUUUAUUUUCCACUUCUGUAUUUGGCAGCACUAACACAAAAUACUGAAUGCCAAACACAGUCGUGGGUGUAUCACCACUUCUGAGGAGUCGUCUUGGCGUUCUGUAAUACAUCCGACUCCUUCAGCCCUUCACACUCCUGCAAGCAGGGGAUCCUGAAAUGAUCCCGUGCCAUGCUGAACAAGUAUGUGCUGGGAUCCGAACUGUUUUCAGUGCGAGGGAAGAUGAGGCAUGCUCUGGAGGGAGAGGAUGGCGUUUGGUUUCUGGGGAGGGGGCAGUUUAUCCCUUUAUUUUUAGUUUGUUAUUUUGCCUUACUCAUGUCGAAGUGCAAUAAGCUCUGAAUUGUACCAGUAACUCUGGCAGGCUCUUCUCAGUGACCUCAGACGGU